AUGGAUUCCAGGUUGGUGGAUGCAGCGCUUAAUGGAAACUCCAUGGAACUGCAAAGAUUACAUGGAGCGGACUCCCUCUUACUGGAGAGAGAUUCACUGGCCGUGUACCCUGAGACUAUCCUACACAUUGCAGCCAUGAGUGGGCAAACCGAGUUUGUGAGGGAGCUACUGAAGCUAAUUAGACCAGAUUUUGCCACUAGACUUGACAAGGAUGGUUUUAGCGCAAUACACAUAGCCUCCGCAAAAGGGUUUGUUGAAAUAGUGAGAGAGCUACUGAUAUUUAACAGGGAACUUGCCCGUCUUAAGAGCAGGGAUGGAAGGACUUCUCUUCAUUGUGCUGCUAUAACUGGGCAGGUUCAAGUCAUUAAGGAAUUGCAUGACUUCUGUCCUGACAGUAUAGGUGACGUGACUCUAAAAGGCGAGACUGCAUUUCACCACGCUGUGAAGUAUAACCAAUUGGAGGCCUUCAAAGCCAUGGUUGACAUACUCAAGCAAUUUAACAUGCUUGAAAUUAUGAGUGCUGGGGAUGAAGAUGGCAACACUGUCUUACACCUUGCAGUUGCUAGGAAGCAGAGUCAGACAGUGAAAUUGCUACUUAGUGGUGACGGUAGCUAUCGUGAAGCAGUCGGUGUGAAUAUGACCAACAAGAGUGGCUUAACUGCUUUGGAUGUGUCCGACGUGAUACAACAAAUGGUGGGUGAACCCACUGAUUUCAUGCUCAGAGAUUUGCUUCUGCGCGCAGGAGCCUUAAGAGUGUAUGAAAUUGAAGACAUUGAUACUGCUGAAGUUCAUCACAGGCAAAUCUCGGUGAGGGAGGCACCGCCUCCCCAGACUCUCCGACAGCUCUUAUUACAUGAAAUUUCAUAUCUGAACCCUUGGAGAGUUUGGAAAAUGUUAGCAAAUGAAGUGAAAAAGUCACCAUCACAAACUCAAAAUGCUUUGCUUGUUGUGGCUGUUCUUAUCGCAACUAUAACCUACCAAGCCAUACUAGAUCCUCCCAAUGGCGUUUAUUACGGCGAAGAUCACGUCGCUGCUAAUAUAUCAGAAGAUUUACAAGAAUUUCUUUCAUUCAUGGUUCCCAACACUAUUGGAUUUUUCGCAUCGCUUGCAGUGAUUAUUUUAGUUAUGGAUGGAUUUCCACUCAAAGCAUUGUUGGGGAUUGCUGUGCGUUGCAUGGCUGCAAGUUAUGUUUGCGGAUUUUUGUUGAUUGGACCUACGAGCAUAAAUGCUUCACGCUUGGCGAUGACAAUAAUAGGAAUAAUGGUUUUCUUGGACUUCGUUCGCUUUGCCUACUGGCUAGUCAGGAGAUGGUCCAAAGAAAUUAGAAACAGAAGUAGACGAAUCUAA
Messenger RNA from Corylus avellana, 1347 nucleotides. NCBI's taxonomy places the organism in Eukaryota, Viridiplantae, Streptophyta, Magnoliopsida, Fagales, Betulaceae. The record is from RefSeq and is a predicted model, not a curated record.